AUGAUAGAACAAGGAUUAGAUGAUAAUGUCUCCGAAAAUGAUGACGAAGAAAGUUUCUUUCAAGACGUGGACAUCUUACAAAAACAUGGCAUCAAUGUAGCAGACAUAAAAAAAUUGAAAGCAGCUGGAAUAUGUACCAUAAAAGGUAUUCAAAUGUCCACUAAGAAGAAAUUAAAUAACAUAAAAGGUUUUUCAGAAACCAAAGUGGAAAAAAUAAAAGAAGCUUGUCAGAAAGUGGCAUCGUUAGGAUUCAUGACUGCCCUAGAAGUCAGCGAUCGCCGCAAACAGGUGUUCAAAAUUAGCACCGGAAGUAGCGAAUUAGAUCGUCUGCUCGCAGGUGGUAUUGAAUCAAUGGCAAUAACUGAAGUUUUCGGCGAGUUUCGCACUGGAAAAACCCAACUUUCCCACACAUUGUGUGUGACCACACAAAUACCCACCUCAAACGGUUAUCAUGGAGGGAAAGUCAUGUUCCUUGACACUGAGCACACUUUCCGGCCGGACAGACUUCGACCUAUAGCGGACAGGUUUAAUUUGGAUCAAAAUGCUAUGUUGGAUAAUGUCCUAUACGCACGAGCUUACACCUCAGAACAUCAGGCUGAACUGCUUGACUAUGUAGCUGCCAAGUUUCAUGAAGACGCAGGAGUGUUUAAGUUACUCAUCAUAGAUUCCAUAAUGGCGUUGUUUAGAGUGGACUUCUCGGGACGGGGAGAAUUGGCGGAUCGACAGCAGAAGUUGGCACAAGUGCUAUCGAGAUUGCAGAAAAUUUCCGAAGAAUACAACGUGGCGGUUUUCAUCACUAAUCAAAUGACCGCCGACCCCGGCGCCACGUUGACAUUUCAAGCCGAUCCUAAAAAGCCGAUCGGGGGUAAUAUACUCGCACACGCUUCCACUACCAGGAUAUCCCUUAGAAAAGGAAGGGGAGAGAACAGAAUAGCAAAGAUAUACGACUCUCCUGACCUGCCAGAAAGCGAAGCAACUUUUGCUAUAACCAACGGAGGUGUAGCCGAUUCGAAGGAUUAA
Molecule: messenger RNA, 1020 nt
Organism: Chilo suppressalis (striped riceborer)
Lineage: Eukaryota; Metazoa; Arthropoda; Insecta; Lepidoptera; Crambidae
Source: the annotation of a GenBank genome assembly